UGGACGUAACAGUUUCAUUUCGUAGUUCAACGAAAAUUGCGAGUCACAUAACGAUCUAAUCAGAUUUUUUGAGAUACUUUAUUGAAUAUAUUUAGAAAUCUUUUUAUUUUUACAGUAAUUAUUUUUGUACAAAGAUGGCAUUUAGUGGAAAAGUUGUGCUAAUAACUGGAGCCAGUUCUGGAAUUGGAGCAGCAGCAGCAAUACAUUUUGCUCAACUUGAGGCAUUGUUAGCCUUAACAGGUCGUAAUGCACAAAAUUUAAAGGCAGUUAGUGAAAAAUGUAAACCUAACAAACCAUUUACAAUAACUGGCGAAUUAACUAAUGAAUCCGAUGUUAAAAAUAUUAUUGACUCUGUUAUUAAACAUUAUGGCAAAUUAGAUGUAUUAGUUAACAAUGCUGGCAUAUUAGAAAAUGGAAGUAUAGAAAAUAUUACAUUAGAUCAAUAUGAUAGAGUAUUUAAUAUAAAUGUACGUGCAGUAAUGCACUUAACAAUGUUGGCUGUUCCACAUUUAAUACAAACUAAAGGUAAUAUUGUAAAUGUGUCAAGUGUAGUUGGAAUAAGAGCAUUCCCAGGUGUUUUAGCAUAUUGUAUGAGUAAAGCAGCACUUGAUCAUUUCACAAAAUGUGUAGCUCUUGAACUUGCACCAAAACAGGUACGAGUAAAUGCUGUAAAUCCAGGUGUUGUAAUAACAAAUUUGCACAAAUCUAGUGGUAUGACAGAUGAACAAUUGAAGAAAUUCUUUGAAUAUUCCAAAGAAACUCAUCCACUUGGCAGACCAGGCGAAUCUUCUGAAGUUGCUAAGGCAAUUGCGUUUUUAGCAAGUGAUGAUGCCAGUUUUACUACAGGUGUAUCUUUGUCUAUAGAUGGAGGAAAACAUGCUAUGUGCCCUCGUUAAAAAUUAUAUUUGUACACAUUAUAAUGUACACAGUUUGCUAACUGUUAUAUUUUCUAAUAUAUAAAAAACUAUUAUUUAUUAAUAAAAUUGAUUAUUCAA
This is a messenger RNA of Megachile rotundata (alfalfa leafcutting bee), 995 nucleotides long. Its product is annotated as 3-oxoacyl-[acyl-carrier-protein] reductase FabG. The record is from RefSeq and is a predicted model, not a curated record. Gene Ontology annotation, molecular function: oxidoreductase activity. Lineage: Eukaryota; Metazoa; Arthropoda; Insecta; Hymenoptera; Megachilidae.